UCAAGGAAAACGAGUGAUUGAACAGAGAAAGAAUCAUUGCGUAGAGCUUGAAAAAAGAUUAAGAAUCUGACGAAGAUGGCAGGCUGGAUUAGUUUUUUUCUAGUUGCCACCGCAUCGAUAAUCGCGAUAGCAGAAUCUAGGGUGAUUCCUGAUAAGCCUACUUCCGUCAUGAUAGACCCCAAAAGCAGCCCUACACCAUUCUUGAGAGAAAAGAGAACAGUCGCCCGCCCAUAUCCGCACAGGGCGAUGAUGUUCACCGGAUAUUACAGGCCGAUACGUCGCUCGGGUAACGACGAUCAUGCAACGGGCCUCUUCGCGCAAGGAAACGCCGUAAGCGGCCAGACCUUCUUCAGCGGUAUGCACGCACCUCAUCUCAAGGAUGGUCCGGAGCCGAUCGAGGAACCGGAAGUGUCCAACGCUCAGGCGCAGGCGGCGCCAGCAUCCGACGAGGAACAUUAUCAUCAUAAUCAUCAUCAGAAUAAAGUGCAUCGUCACGAGGAGGAGCAAUAUCACGAGCAUCACCAUCACGAAGAGGAAAAGCAUAACCAUCAUCAUCAGGAUUCUUCUACCUCUCAGGAACACCACGAGCCGGAACAGAUUCCGCUAACCACAGAGAUCCCGCAAUCAGCGGAAGAACCGAUUGCGACAAGCACGGAAGUGUCCGUUACUCGACCAAAGGUGCAUCAUGCGAAGAAGACGCACAAGACACCCGUCACUGACGAUGCCGAUGAAGAUGAAGACGAGGAAGACUAUGAUGACGACCAGCCGGCCAUACCGUUUGUACCUUUCAAGGGCAACCGACGUCGCCAAGGGUUUCCUCAUUUGAACAAUUUUUUCCCCAUGAUCUUCAGCUUUCCUAGAGUGGCCACUCGUGCUGGAUCCUCCGGUUCCCCUGGUACCAUCACGGCCAUCGCGAAUAGUUAUUCUACCGGAAAGGGUGGAAUGGCUAGCUCGGUGGCCACUGCAUACGGCGGAUCUCCUAUGGGGAUCGCAAUCCUUGCGCUUGUUGCGCUACUCGUCGCAGUUGCAGUCGCAUUGCCGACGACUGCUUUGCAAUCUCAAGGUAAACCUGAAAAAAAACGUGCAACUUGCAUAGAUUUAUAUCGAAUUACAAUGCUCAUCCUCGAAUUAAGUAAAAACCACUGUAACUUUUUAAAUUUAAUAGACGAAGAGGCUUCUAUAAAUAUGCCAGAGCAACUAAAAGAGCUAAUUACAUCGUAUGAAAAAAACUUUGCAAAGCUCAUUAACUCUGCCAUAAAAAUAAGCAGAGAUAAGGACAAUAAUAAACGAGAGAUACAAUUUUUGAAUGAAUUAAGCUCGCUUAUUGAUCAACUUACUCGAGAACAAUCAAAAAUGAGAAAUAUGUAUGCUAAACUUGAUAAUGAUACAAAUUAUAUCUUGCAAACACUGAAUAACAAAUCGACGAUAACAAGCGUGAAUAAUGUAAAAGAUUUAAUCGAUUAUAUGAAAGAGAUUGAUAUCGUCUAUCAGGAUGGAGAUAUUACUGAUGAACAUAUCCGGAUUAAACGUGCUGCUGAGGGAUACAAAGAAACUAGGUCCUUCGCAAUGUUAGAGGAAAUGAUUAAUACGCUCAUUGAUAUCCAACAUCAUUUGAUGCAAAUUCAAAAAUGCUUAGACAAACUAUGCAAGGUCGAGUUAGACAAUCUCUGCAAAUUUUACAAGAAGUUAACUACCAAUUCCAAUCAACAACAAGUUGAACGAUCGAUAUUCAUCGGUAGAAGGCCACAAUCGAGGCCAGCUGUCGAGGGAAUUGAUAGAAAUAUUUUUCGAGAACUCCUCCACAAUACAUUUCACGUAAUCACGGAGGACACUUUGGUAGAGCGUUUAUUCUGCUGCUGGGACCGAGAGAUCGAGGGCGUUAUUCGAUUAGAGCCUUGGAUCAUGGGACUCGACGUGUUUUUGCGAGGCAAUCUGCGUGACAAAAUCACUUUCUGUUUUCGUGUAUACGAUCUGAACAACGAUGGAUAUAUCACAAAGGAUGAAAUCUUCCAAUUACUUAAAAAUUGUCUGAUAAAACAGCCUGGCGAAGAGGAUCCAGACGAAGGAGUGAAAGAUUUAUCAGAACUAGCUUUAAAGAAGCUCGACGUCGAUCACGAUGGCAAAAUAUCUUUCCGUGAUUAUGAAAUAGCGAUUAAAGAAGAACCGUUAUUACUAGAGGCGUUCGGACAAUGUUUGCCUACGGAAGAAAGCUGCUCAGCCUUUCUGGCGACUCUUCAACCCUGAAGAUACGCACAAAAUCACCCUCUCUAGAUUUCUAUAAUAAAUACGUUUUAUUAACAAUAUGAGACAUUUUUAACAGUCUCGACAUUAGUCACUCUCUUAUAAGAUAUGAAAAUUGUGUCAUAUUAUAUUUUUUCUCUAAAAAAUUUCUUUUAUUAUUACAUUUUAUUAUUUAAAGUAAUAUUUAUGGAUAUACGAACAAUUGCUAUACAUAAAAGCAAAUCGUUUAAUUAAAUUCUUGUAUGUAUAAUAGAAAAUGUGCAAAUACAUGCAAUUGCCGUGACGUUGAAAUGCUUAUUAUAUUUUCGCCGCUCAUCUUGGGAGCUUGUUUUCGUAAUUAAUAAUCAAAGGUUAUUUAAGGAAUCAUGCCACGAAAUCAUUUCUGUGUAGUCAAAUACUGCUCAAUAAAUGUUAUUUUAAUUAU
Molecule: messenger RNA, 2665 nt
Organism: Formica exsecta
Lineage: Eukaryota; Metazoa; Arthropoda; Insecta; Hymenoptera; Formicidae
Exons: 10
Coding region: 76-2244 (722 amino acids)
Molecular function (GO): calcium ion binding
Source: RefSeq, a predicted model, not a curated record